UGAUAAUAACCGUCCUGCACUGAGUUACUUGCACUUGCAUCUCGACCGUAUCCGCACUACACUUGUGACCAAAAUGCGAAGGCACACGGAGUUUCUUCUAAUCAUCAUCAUUGCCUUGGUGUAUAGCGCCAAUGGGCAUAAACGGACCUUUACAAGAUGUCAGCUAUCCAGGGAACUACUACGAUACAACUUUCCGAGGACUCUGAUACCCAAUUGGGUGUGUCUAAUCGAGCAUGCGAGUGGAAGACAAACGGACAAACUUACGAACCACAAUAACUCCUACAGCAGUUACGGUCUUUUUCAAAUAAACAAUAAGGAUUGGUGCAAAAAGGGGAGGAAAGGGGGCAACUGUAGCAUGAAGUGUGAAGACCUUCUCAACGAAGACUUGGCCGACGAUGUAAGAUGCGCCAAACGUAUUUACGAUCGUGUCGGUUUCAAAGCUUGGCCAUCCUCCUACGCCUAUUGCAAAGAGAAGAGUCUGCCAGAUCUAUCAAGAUGCUAAACGCCACAUAAUUUGUGCUCUGAAUCAUGACAUUUUAAACAACUUUCCAUAAAUAAAUACGCCUGGUAAAAUAUUAACAACAAUGUUGUGUGUGUGAAUUUUGCUCAGUUCACUUAUUUAUAUCACUGUUCAGAGCUCAAUUAAAUAACAUUGUGAAAUGUGAAUAGCUCAAGUAUGAACUUUGAAUUGACUUCAUACUUGGGCCACUUGCAAAAUUUUAUUCAACGUAAGUAGUAAGGUAGUAAUUAAGGACUUUAUAAGUAGCAGAAUUAGUAAUAACACAGUAGUAAGAGAAGAACAUAUUAUAAAUAAAAAAUAAAAUUAUGUAUUAUUUUUAUAACAAAUCAUAUAGUAGAUAUAGUGCUAGUAUUAAUUCAAGAAUUCACAACACUGCCUAUUUCGUAGUUAAAUAAUAUUUUUUAUUCCGAAUUAUACC
Zerene cesonia (dogface butterfly) is the source of this 938-nucleotide messenger RNA. RefSeq names its product lysozyme-like (gene Llp1). Bases 74 to 502 code for a protein of 142 amino acids. The record is from RefSeq and is a predicted model, not a curated record. NCBI's taxonomy places the organism in Eukaryota, Metazoa, Arthropoda, Insecta, Lepidoptera, Pieridae. The transcript has 5 exons.